Messenger RNA from Labeo rohita (rohu), 3161 nucleotides. It is a transcript of the gene atp6ap1b, whose product is annotated as ATPase H+ transporting accessory protein 1b. Gene Ontology annotation, cellular component: proton-transporting V-type ATPase complex. The record is from RefSeq and is a predicted model, not a curated record. The transcript has 10 exons. Lineage: Eukaryota; Metazoa; Chordata; Actinopteri; Cypriniformes; Cyprinidae. The coding region runs from base 29 to 1411 and encodes 460 amino acids.
UCUGCCAUUCACGUGACGCUCCUACAGAAUGACGGAAGUAGGAAUGCGGUGUUGUAGUCUCUCAACAAUGGCCUUCACCUCGCUUUUAUUAUUUAUCUGCUCGAUUUAUAGCUGUUAUGCUCAAGUGCCUCUGCUCAUGUGGACCAGUGAUGGGUCCAACAUGCCACAUCUGGCCCAACCAGCAGCUGGUCAGACAGUAUCUGGUGGGCAGCUGACGUCUUAUCUGAAAUCUGCCUUGUCCAUUGCUCCACACAAUGUGCUGCUCUUCCUGCAGGAUGAGCUAAGUAUGGACGACUUCACCAUGUACGGUGGAGUGUUUGGCAACAAGCAAGACAGUGCCUUUUCAAAUUUAGAGUCAGCACUUCGUACGUCCUCCAAUCCCCUGGUGUUGCCAGCCCUGGACUGGUCUGCAUCACAUUCUAUCCUGGAACUCUUCCAGGGAGAGCUGGGUAUCCCAGCAGUCCACAUCGACCCCAGCACCCUGAAGGAAAUCAAGCUGAACGCCGCACAGCCUUUCCUGCUGGCCGUCCACCUCCCUUACACUGCUGGGGAUCAGACAAAGGAACUGCUUUUGAAAAAUGAUGCGGUCAUUGGAGAGGUCCUCGACAUGUUCAAAUCUCAGGAUGUGCCUUACACCGCUGUAUACACCGGCCUGAAGCCCUCUAGAGUCAUCGAGGAGACCCCUGUAAUGGCAGGGCGUUCUAUGGGCCGAUCGCUACUUCAGGCACCACCACAGGCGUCUGUGAAACCUCCACUCGUCUUCAACGAUGCAGAAGGGCGGCCCUGCAUCCUUCUGUGGGCUGACACUCUCCUCGCUACUUACAAUAAAAUUGAAGUUGAUCUGGCGAGAGACAUUUUUAAUAGUUCUACUAAUGUCACGGCUGGUUCAGUUUGCAAUGAAACUCUGUCAAGACUCGUCCUUAAUUACAGAGGCGUUCUGGGUUUGCAGUCCCUCCGGCUUAUCUUCUCUAUGCGCAAGACUUUCUUUCCCGUAUCUGCUCGCCACUGGUCAUUGAUGGAGCAGGUGGUGCUGGAGUAUGACGGCCAGAGGGCCAUCUUUAACGGCAGUGGUGGGAUCUAUUCUCCUGCAGAGUAUUCUUUUCAUUGCCAGAGCGUGAGCAGCACUCAGAGCCCCCUGCUGGUGCCUCGCAGUGCUACAGACAAUGCUACCCAGUGGACGCUGUCCUUCACUGAUUUUCAGAUCCAAGGCUUCAACGUUACUGGUGAAGACUUCUCGUAUGCCAGUGACUGUGCAGGAUUCUUCACUCCUGGCAUUUGGAUGGGCCUGCUGACCUCUCUGCUCAUGGUGUUCAUACUUACCUACGGCCUGCAUAUGAUCAUGCAGGUUCGCACCAUGGACCGCUUUGAUGAUCCAAAAGGCCCAGCGAUUUCAGUGCCUCAGAGUGAGUGAUUUGAACCAAAAAAACCAACAACCAAAAACUGUCAUGUUUAUCAAAAUUGUGAAAAUAUACUUGAUUUGAAUGUCAAAAAUGAUGUGUUUGGUAAUCAGGAAUUUACAGAUCUAGCAUGAGUAUGAGUGUUUUUAAGAGUAUGUAUAUUCAAAGACAAAUAAUAUUUUUCAAGUUUAUUUUGAUGUCUUGUAGAAAGUGGUAAAAAUUAUUUUCAUCUCUCCCUUAUUACAUUUUUAAUUUUUACUUUGAUAACACUUUACAAUAAGGUUCUAUGCAUUAAAUGUAAUAGCUAACAUGAAAUAACUGAACAAUUUUUACAGCAUUUUUAUAUAUAUAUAUAUAUAUAAGUAGAGAAUAUAUGUACUGUACAUAUACACAUAUAUGAAGGAACUUGGGUUAACAUUCAAUAUUCUAUUGUUAUAUUUGUAGAUUAAUAUUAAUAUUUAGAUUCAUAAAUGCUGCAGAAAAUUGUUCAUUCACAUUAGUUCAUGAUAUCUAAUGUAUUGAAUUGAACCUACACAUUUCAGUACAUAUACAGUGCACAUGCAUGUUUCUCUGUCUAGAAUGCAAUAACAUUUUUGACACAUUUUGCAUUAGAACAUCUUGUGCUGUUCUUUUUUGGACUACUGUUAUUUAUCUUGUCUUAUAAAUCUGGUGGUUUGUUUCUCAUAUUGUCCUAGAUUUGUAUAUGUUUGUGUAGUUGUACAUUUAAGAGUUGCCAAUAUUUAAUUAUGCCAAAUGUACAAUUUAAGUGCCUAAGAUGGACCAGUCACUGCAUGGAAAAUAAGUGCUAAAUAUGGUAAAUUAUGAAUUGUUUUUUUUUUUUUGCUAUUAGACUAAUAAAAGUGCCAAAAGUACCCAGUAUUCAUGUAUUGUCAAUGGAUAAAAUGUUUGAAUUUAUGAGAUGCCCAAAAUUGUGAACAAAUAUAAAGAUUGAAUGGUUUAUAGAUUUAAAUGUUUUUCAGUGCAGUAUAGCUUGUCAUAAAAUAUUCAAUAUGCCUUAAAUAUGCAAUUUUUAGUAUGUUUUUUGAUUUGCAAUCAUUAUUAAUCACAUCCUUUUUUCUAGUUAAAUGAUUAAACUACCACUAAAUAUCUCAAUUAAUUGCUCCCUGUAACAAUGCAAUUAGGGGUGAUAUGUUGACUCCACGUGACGGUAUUUGCAACUGAGUGAUACAGAAAGCUAUUCAUGUUACAUUUUGCAAUAGAAAUGAUCUACUAAACCAACUGGUCUUGCAAAAUGUAAUUUCACUACAUGUUUGUCAAAAAGAACCAAUGCUCAAACGUCUGCAAUACAAGAACUAAAAAUGAACAAAUGGAAACGUGUCAGUUAAUAAGAACUAUGUUAUUCUCUUUUUAUUUGUGGAAAACAUCUAGGCAAAUACAGAGUUGCAAGAGGUGGAUAUAUAAUCAGUAGUAUGUCUGCUCAGCUUUGCUGCAUCAAAGAGUCACCAUUUGGCUAGUGCAUGUUGAUAACAUUUUAAAGCAAACCUCUUAUUCUUCCCUUUCCCCUAGAAACAAACAAACAAAAAAAUGUAAUGCUCAAGAAAAAGCAAUUAGGUCUUUGUAUGUGUUUGACCUGGAGUACAUAAAAAAAUUCUGUAAUUAUUAAUAAUAAUAAAAAAUUGAUAUUGAAAGCAGUAAUAGUUAGAACCUAGAGUUAAACAACACUGGGGGGAAAAAAAAAAAAAACACCCUUGAGGAUGAAAAGGCACUUAAAGUACUUAAGCAGGAUUAGAUAACACUUACUAC